Messenger RNA from Gamsiella multidivaricata, 897 nucleotides. Its product is annotated as HAD-like domain-containing protein. Gene Ontology annotation, biological process: nucleotide catabolic process; pyrimidine nucleobase metabolic process. The transcript is spliced from 6 exons. Lineage: Eukaryota; Fungi; Mortierellomycota; Mortierellomycetes; Mortierellales; Mortierellaceae. Bases 1 to 897 code for a protein of 298 amino acids. Gene Ontology annotation, molecular function: nucleotidase activity. The record is from RefSeq and is a predicted model, not a curated record.
AUGAGCAAUUGUCGACAGAGGUCCAUCACCACAAAUAUCAGACAUCGAUGGGAUAUCUGUCGUGGUGCCCUAUCUACGACCUCCCUGAGCUGUCUAGCAGCGCAGAAUCGAGAUACUGAUCGUCGUCCACACAUACUUCAAUUUCAUCGGGGAAUCAAAAGCAGUUGUGGCACGGACCAUGGCUCUGCCACACAUGGUGUCCAAGAUGAGCGCGUCUUCUUCUUCGAUAUUGACAAUUGCCUCUAUCCAAAGUCCUCUGGUAUCCCAUAUCUGAUGAAGCAGAGGAUUGAGCAAUACUUUAGGGAUUCUGGUAUCCCACAUCACGAAGUUGAGACCCUGGCGCAUCGCUAUUAUGUGGACUAUGGAUUGGCUAUCCGAGGUCUGAUCGAGAAGCACCCAGAUAUCGAUAUUAGCGACUAUGAUGACAAAGUGGAUGGAGGGCUUCCGCUCGAGAAUAUCCUGAAGCCGAAGCCGCCGCUUCGAGACAUGAUCCGAUCGAUGAAGGUUGGCAAGAAAUGGCUCUUCACAAACGCGGGCAAAUAUCACGCCAAUCGAGUGAUCAAAAUCCUCGGCCUUCAAGGGCUGUUCGAUGGGAUGACAUUUUGUAAUUAUCUGGAGCCUCAUUUCGUCUGCAAACCAGACCGUAAGGCAUUCGAAAAGGCUAUGAAAGAAGCACGCGUGCAGAAUCCUGCGUUUUGCUACUUCGUGGAUGACUCCGCCCCAAACAUCGCGAUGGCCAUCAAGAUGGGCUGGACAGCAGUUCAUGUGGACGAGUGCCUAUCCGAGUUGCCUCCUGUGGGCCAUUUUCAGAUCCAUUCCGUGGUCGAUCUCCCGAAAGUCCUGCCACAGUUUUGGGACCACGGCGAGAGCGAAUUGCGGACGCAAAAGAGGACAUGA